Messenger RNA from Oreochromis aureus, 1434 nucleotides. RefSeq lists its product as uncharacterized. The record is from RefSeq and is a predicted model, not a curated record. The transcript has 5 exons. Lineage: Eukaryota; Metazoa; Chordata; Actinopteri; Cichliformes; Cichlidae. The coding region runs from base 399 to 740 and encodes 113 amino acids.
UCUCCAUGGUAACGCAGCCGCCGCCAUAGCGCGAGCGUUGUCUUGUUUUUGAGCAGUAGCAGCGCGGCGGGUCCAGAGAAACUGCUUUCUUCCACAUUUAACGAUAAAACCUGACAAAUGUGAGUUCACCGAAACUCUCCGCGCUCAUGUUUGUUACCGAGAGCACCGUGAACGCGGAGGAGGAGCUUCCGGUCGUUUGUUUCGUUGUAAAACGUCUGGAACGUUUCAGGCUUUUAAAUGGUUUUAUUAACGGCAGCAUCUUCAGUUUAACAGGUAACUGCAGUUAUGCCAAAACGGAUUCAUCAGGAAUAACAACGUUUCAGCGCGAACGAUACAAAACGAGCUAAAGAUGACAGAAUAAGACACUCCCGAGGCUCCUCUGACUUCAGAAAAACACAAUGCUGGUGUUGCCUGUUUGGAGGCUUGCAAUCCCUCUGCCUGCAGUGCUGAUGAUCACUGUGAGCCUGUACAUGAUCCUCCUAGGGAUUGGGCUCUGGAUCCGAUACUGCCUCAAGGACUACUGUUCUUUAGAGUGCAGUGAAUGCUGUGCAGGCCUCUCUGUGUGCGAGCAGUGCAUCAGACUGGGUGAAAUGUGCGACUGCCGGCUGCCGGCUGUGGGACCGUUCCUGGCUGAAUCGUGCUCUCCGGCUUCUUGCUCCAGGUGGGACUGUGCCUGUACCUGCCAGGUUCCUGACUGUGACACCUGCAACUGUUUAUGCUUCGAGAUCAGGAUGAAGUAGGAGACGAGGAUGGAAGUGCUCAUCCACCGAACUAAUUUUAUACUUGUUAUAGCAUUUACAGCGGAGAUGGAGGUGGCUGCACACAGAACCGGCCUUACACCUUCUCUUCUGAGUCAUUCACUGACUUUUUCUCUUUGACUCUUUGAGACUGAACAUUUUUCUUUCAUUGCCAGAGAAUAGGUUGCCUUGCCGCUGAUAGGCUAACCGGUAGCUGUGUGCUGAUAUAUUUCUUCUGUAAAUGUGGCUCAAUAAUCACUAUGGUUGGCUGGCCUUUUCUACAACAUCACACUGCUGCUCUAUACACUAAUUUCCGCUAAUUUAAGAGACUACCCACCACCACUAUCACAUAUCCUCUAGGUUUACUAUAAUUACUGCCUUUGGACCAUCUGUGUGUUCAUCUGAGUAGCUGCAUCGAUCUUACUCGGAUCACACGGAGCUGACUGAAUGGGCAGGUUUUCGCUUCCUUCCUGAUCAGGGUCCGCCCUUGGUGGAUUGUGAUAAUGUCGACUGUAGGUCUCUAAAACGGUGCCAUUAUCCCCCAGCAGCGGGUCUUGGAUUAAAAGCAUCAACGCCAAAAGAGACCUUGUGCCUUUUGAAAUGGCCUGAGGUCACGCCGAGCUGAUGUCUGUUUUGCUGAAAGUACCUUCAGUACCUUGUUUUUAAUGAAUGCUUUAUUAAACCCGCAUUUACACCA